Messenger RNA from Botrytis deweyae, 1780 nucleotides. RefSeq lists its product as uncharacterized. The transcript is spliced from 4 exons. NCBI's taxonomy places the organism in Eukaryota, Fungi, Ascomycota, Leotiomycetes, Helotiales, Sclerotiniaceae. Gene Ontology annotation, biological process: D-sorbitol catabolic process. Gene Ontology annotation, molecular function: zinc ion binding; L-iditol 2-dehydrogenase (NAD+) activity. The record is from RefSeq and is a predicted model, not a curated record. Bases 165 to 1460 code for a protein of 431 amino acids.
CUUCUCCAGGGGAAGAAGGUAAACGGUAUAAGUUUGGGGGUUUACUUUGGAGAGUGCGAAAAUAGAAGAAUUUAUUAAGCCCCCACACUUUUCUUUCUUGGUCAGAGCACUAAGAGGAUAUUUUUGUUACCUCAUAUCUUUGAUAUCAUACAGAGCAAUCUCAAAUGGCGCCAGCUUACAAUGAAAAUGUGAUGAACGUGGAGGUCACAUCCCACGUCAGUAAUAAGUCUAGCAUUCUUAGUAGCGUUCUACACGGAAUACAAGAUGUGAGAUUGGAAGUUCGCAAUAUCGCCGAACCUCUCAUCGGUGAACUCCAAGUUCAGAUCAAAUCGACUGGCAUCUGCGGUUCCGAUGUAAGCUAUUACAAGAAGUUCGCUAAUGGCGAUUUAUGUGCUUGUGCGCCUCUAUCUCUUGGUCAUGAAGCUUCAGGUGUGGUUGUAGGAAUUGGACCACAAGUUAAUGGUUUUGCUAUUGGGGAUCGAGUCGCUCUUGAGGUGGGCAUAUCAUGUGGUCAAUGCGAUAUCUGUAGAAAAGGAAGAUAUAACCUUUGCAAGAAGAUGAGAUUCAGGAGUAGUGCAAAAAGUGUACCCCAUUUUCAGGGGACGUUGCAAGAGAGGAUCAAUCAUCCAGCUGUUUGGUGUCACAAGCUUCCGGAUCAUAUCUCAUUCGACGCUGCUGCGCUUUUGGAACCACUCUCCGUGGCAAUUCAUUCUAUGAAUCGAGCAGCACCUACACCUGGGUCCACAGCCGUUGUCAUCGGAGCUGGAGCAGUAGGCCUCCUCGUCGCUGCCAUGGCUCGUCAAUCUGGUUGUCCUAUUGUAACGAUAACCGACAUCUCCGCGAACCGGGUCCAAUACGCCCUCGACCACGGUUUCGCUACCCACGGAUAUGUGAUUCCUCCUUCUAGCUCCAACUCCAGCGCUCCCUCUACUGCUUCCUCCUCGGGAACAUCCACUCCUUCUUUAGCUUCAGGAACCACAACACCUAUCUCUUCCUAUACCACCAUCUCCGAUCGUCUCAACUCUGCAAAAUGCACUGCUUCCGACAUCCUCUCCAUUUCAUCCCCAGAUGACAUCCUCGCCGAAGACGACCACGAAGGCGCUGACAUGACCUUUGAAUGCACCGGCAAGGAAAUUUGCAUGCAAACCGCCAUCUACAGCACCAAGCCGGGCGGAAAAGUAAUCAUGGUCGGCAUGGGAACGCCCAUCCAAACACUCCCUCUCUCCGCUGCUCAUCUCCGCGAAGUAGACAUUCUAGGUGUCUUCAGAUACGCAAAUACGUAUCCGACAGGUAUCAGAAUGUUGGGUGCUAGCGGGAAGAAAGGAGGUCUUCCGAGCUUGGACAACAUGGUUACGCAUCGGUUUAAAGGUCUGGGAAAUGCGAAGCAAGCGUUUGAGCUGGCGGGAAAGACGAUGGAUGAGCACGGGGAUCUUAUCUUAAAGGUGGUUAUUGAGGUUUAGAAGCGUACAAGGGGAAACGAUGGAGUUAUUUGACUUUUAUGGGACCAUAAUGAAUUCUUUUCUUCUUUUCUUUCUUCCUUUCGCACACGAUCUGGCAACCUUUCUUUUAGAUAAGAAGUCGACGGUUAAUUUGGGAAAGUGGUUGGUGGGAUGAACCUGGUGUUUUACUGCGGAAGAAAGAUAUCUGGUAUUGGGUUGGCGUCAUGCUUUGAAGCUGGAGAUAGACAAAUCGAAGAUAUUUGCAAUUCAACUGAUACAUUCAAAUUUCGCCUCAUGUUGAAAGAACUGUUCCUUAGAAUUGACCUCAAGCACACGCACAA